AUGGCGCCUGUCGGGUUGCUGUUCAGAAGGCGGCGAAAGACAACCACGCUUAUACACCACGGCCAAGUAAAAACCAAACCACGUGACCUACAGGCACGUGUUUUGUCUCCUACAAGACGUCACAAUCCACAGCCGUUAGGUCUUGCUUAUCAGAGCCCUCUUCAAUCGAAUGCUCAGGUAUGGAGCACAUUUUAAAACCCUACUCCACGCUCUUUGUUAGUUUCUUUUAUCAUUUCUCCUGAUUUAUUGUAGGCGCUAAGUUUACAAAAAGAGGCUUACCUUUUGCUGUUGCGAUAAACUUACAUGUGUUUUUUGUCAGAUUCAAAAUCACAAGAAAAACGAAAAUGAUCUAAGGAAGACUUGUAAAAGUGAAGGAAAAAUAGGUUCGUAAGGCGUACAUGACUACUAUGACAACAACAAAGAAAACGGAAAUCGACAAUCAGCGAUAAACGAAUUAAAUGUUCGAUGGGUCAGUAUUUUAUCCCAGAAUAGUCUCAUUAACUUCCAAAAUUCAUUUCAAGAGCCAAAAGAAGAGUAAUGAAAAUGAUCUAAGGAAGUCAUUGAAUUUGAGUGAUUCCCGUGAGGUUGAUAUGAUCUCCAGUGAAGAGUGUAAGCUGCAAAACGUUCAGUCAAUCUGUUAAGGUGUCCUGUUUUUGUAUGUUUUAUAAAAAACUUCAGUUGCUUCCUUGCAUGCUCAAAAUAAGCUUUUUAAAUGCGUCGUAAUAAAAUGACCACAGUUUCAAUGAUAGUGUGGAAAACUUAUAUACACCAGUACGAAGAUAUAUAUAGCAAAAGAGAUCGAUAUCGACAACAAGGUGGCAGAGAUACACGAAAAAUGCAGUACAAUCGAGGCUUGGCAGCGAAUUUUCACCAAACAAGGAAAUCAUACUCAGCAGUGAUUUUUAGUGACUAUGAAAGCGAUCUUCGCGGUAAUGAACACUACUUGAGCAGUAGUGUUCAUUACUGUACGGGAUUUGAACCCAUGACCUCUGUGAUACCGAUGCAGUGCUCUACCAACUAAGCUAACAAGCCAACUGGGAGCUGGUGCUUUUGUUGGUUCCAAAUAAAGCCGUGAGGGGACAAAUAAGCGACUCUGAAUAAAUGAAAAUUAUGUAUGUUAAUUGCGGACACAACAACAACCUCUUUUAUAUUAGUCGCAUUUGUGAAAAUUUCAAGCCGCCUAAUCCAAAAUGAAGAUAAUUGUUGUUUUUUUUAAACUGACUUGCUGACGUGUGAUUUUACCUGUUCAGCCCUAUGCAAUCUGGAAUCCAGACUUUCGCCACACACGCUCGAGAUACCCAACUCUUUUGGGACACUUGGGUGAGUUUGAAAGAAGUUAAGUUCUUGCAAAGAUUUUAAGGAAUUUAUUAAAAUUGCUUCUUUUUUGGCAGCACAAACCCAUGUUAGCUACUCAUGUGGAAUAGUUAUGAUUUCUUGUAUGUACUUUUUUUAAAACAUUUACCUUGUGUCAAUUCUUGGUAUUUUGAGCCCUUAUAUGUUUUAUUUUGCAAAAAUCCUAUCUCGCAUAGCCAUCACCAGAGUGACGCAUUUGUUUUUAAUGGAUUACAUUAAAGUUCUAACAAGGGAUCGAUCCCUACCCUUAAAAGACGCUCUAAUACAAGAGUUACUUUAUUGAAUUUACAUCCCACCAGCCACCACUACCAUGUGUUCAGGAAAAAGGUUACGAAUUGAUCUUCACAGGUUGACUUCAAUAACGCAUUUCUUCCCUACAGAUCAAAACAUGAUUUUUUUUUACAUUUACUGUAUAUAUAAUACUUCCGUAACAUUGUGAUAACAAUAUAAAUAAAAUAAAUUUCAAAUUAACGAGGAAACUUUUCAGAGACAUGUUUCAGCAUCUUUAAUGCCAUCAUAAGUUUAAUGUGUUGAACGGUUAUUUUUGUUUGUACACAUUACAUGUAUAUACGUUAUAAGCUUGAAUCGAUUUCUAUAUUUGAAAGUAAUACCGUUCUAAUGGUUGAAGUAAUUGUGCUCGACAGUGUAACACUUGCAAAGAAAUUUAUGUGAUCAAAAUAACUGACAAAUAUAAGAGACAAGAAACGCCUUAUUAUAAUAACGGUCAAAUAGUCUCCCUUAGUUUCGUGGUGUUACAACACUGUUGAAUUCCUAUUAGGGACCUUAUUUCAUUUAUUUAAGGGUGGCCUUGUCUGAUAUUGGCUGUAUUCUUAUUUGUUUACAUUAAGUUAUCACUGAAUCAUCAUAAUCCUUUAACAGAUUUGAUCAACUUCUCCUGUGGGCCUGCGUCACACGUCUCGCCUCACGAUGUCAACCGAGGUAUCUGUUUUUCCUGGUAAAUAUUUGUCAUAACCACAAGGAAUCGCUGAUCUAUGCUAGAUAUUUUGAUUUGUUUUUUCAACGAGCUGACUCUCAUAAUUAUUGUAAAAAUAUUUAACAAUUCAUGGAUAAAAGUGAAACCAAGCACGUGCAGGCUUGCAAAAGGGUCAAGAAGCGUGGAAUUGUUUGAACAUAGCACCAGUUGUAAUUCAUAUUUUGAUACGUCUGAUGUAAAACUAAAACAUCAAGAACGAUGCUAAGGUUCAUUUAGCCUGUUUCAUCAAAUGCAUUUGAAAAGAAGUUAGGCUUAGCUGCCGUACUAAGGGUAUCCUAAGCUGUGAAUCACUUUAGUCCUUUCUAUAAUAUAUCCGACAAACAUGCUGGGUUAAAAUUGUCAGUUGUAGUCGUACUUAAAAGUCUUCGAAGAAUAGGCUGAUAAAGAAACGUGGAUGGGGAAAUCUUCCUAUCGACUGCAACUUGAAUAGAUCUUCUUCCUCGUCAACUUUGCAAUAGCCUUACUGUAACGUAAAACCUUCCGUAUUCCCUGUGCCUGCUAAAUCCCGUGAAAUUAAUAUUGAAGAGGCGAGUUAGUAAUAAUAACAAUGAUGGGACGCGAUAGUCUCGAUACACCAUCCGUGUAAGCGGCAUUAUGCUCAUAGCAAUCUCUUAAAAAAGAGAAACUACUCCUUUUAUUCAUUAAAUCCCGCAAUAUAUUUUCUUACUACAGGAGGCCCGCCAACCAUACAUUAUAGCCUCCAAUCCACUUCACGGUUUAGUUACCAGGACCCGUCCCAGUAUGUACUGGGAGAGGAAAAGAAGAAGCCGCCCCAUCAUCCCUGUCGACCCGAACCAGACGGACCGGCUGUUGGCAUAAGUGAGUACCUAUACUUUUUUCACACUUUUUAAGCCAACUAUAACGGUUUCCUUCCCACAGCGGCAAACAUUUUUUGGCCUUAGUCAUCAAGCCGUAGAAUCUCUUCUGGGGUACAUUCUAUGCAGUGGGGUGUAACGGACACUUCCUUUAACUGGAAGAGCCGAAAACAAUAGCGCCCGGUCCCAAACCACUUGAUGGACUAGACAAAAUUGAAACUUAGUUUUAAAACAAAUUGUAUAUGAAAAUCAAAGUCGUUCUCGUGUACCUUUACGCUGAAAAGGGAAAAAUAAUCUGAGGGUGAAACUUAGCGUAUGACCAAUUUAUUUCUCGUAAUUUAGUGUUAAAAACUGAGUUUAAAACGUAAAUUUGCCACCGUAAAGAGUUUAAAGGCCGACUUUCGAGCGUUAGCCCUUCGUCAGAGCUAUUGACGAAGGGCUAACGCUCGAAACGUCAGCCUUUAAACUCUUUACGGUGGCUAAUUUACGUUUUAAACUCAGUUGUUAACACUAAAUUACCUGUUAUACUCUCCCACUGACGAAACACCAUAGUUUAUUUAGAAACUUACCCCCUUUUAUCAAUUUAUUUAUCGUUACAUUCAAACUGCCUCCUUUAGUUAAGUUAAUUUAUGUUGUGAUUUUCAGUUCCUCCAGGUCUUCCUCGUCUAUCAGAGAUAAACGUGGUGAACGUGCGUCAGGGAGAUGACAGUGACAAGGUAGCUCAGCAUUAUCAAUCAUUAAUACUCAAGAUUGUCGCCAUGUUUCUCCCAGCUCGUUCAAGCUUCGAACGAGAUAAAGAAAGAACUCCCUCCCCAACCUUUUUCCGAAAAGCACGUCAACGGCACAUGAACUUUAGUGAAGGAUACGCCAAGCAAUUCUACAGACUAGCCUUGGUAAUAAAGACUUAACGUAGCGCGCGCGGAAAAAAGUCCUUACAGUCACUCCUACUUCAACCCCUCUACGGCGGCCACUUGCCACAACAGCAGUGUUUUUGUUUUGUGUUUUUUUAAAACAUCAAUUUUGUGAAUAUACUUUCAGUUGUGUUGAGUUUUUAUAUCUUUCCCCUGUCACUUUUUCGUGAAAAACACUGUUCUUUCUCUCGCAAAAAUUGGCACCGUAUGAUGCCUUUGAGCCCCUUCAAGACUACCUCUCUACAACUUCCGCAUUCCCUUGUUCCCUUUGUAGUCAGACCCGACCUCCUGUUGACCCGCAGAUCUAAAAACGGGUGGGCUCUUUGAUCUUUGCCAUUAAGUUAUCUUGCAAUUUCUUUUUAUUAACGAACCGCUCUGAUCGGCCAGGUCUGGCUAAUGGUUAGAGAUUACAAGACACCAAAUUGUGCUAACAUGUCACCAUCUUCUUUUCUUUCAGAAAUAUGAUAAAAGCAGUUGGAGCAAUGCAGCACUUAGAGAAGUCUGGAGAAGCACAGGGCACCCAAACGCGUUUUGUUGCACUCCAUAA
Pocillopora meandrina is the source of this 4620-nucleotide messenger RNA. NCBI's taxonomy places the organism in Eukaryota, Metazoa, Cnidaria, Anthozoa, Scleractinia, Pocilloporidae. The record is from the annotation of a GenBank genome assembly.